Messenger RNA from Rhododendron vialii, 1676 nucleotides. RefSeq names its product beta-amyrin 28-monooxygenase-like. NCBI's taxonomy places the organism in Eukaryota, Viridiplantae, Streptophyta, Magnoliopsida, Ericales, Ericaceae. Bases 72 to 1565 code for a protein of 497 amino acids. The transcript is spliced from 4 exons. The record is from RefSeq and is a predicted model, not a curated record. Gene Ontology annotation, biological process: sterol metabolic process. Gene Ontology annotation, molecular function: monooxygenase activity; iron ion binding; heme binding.
AAUCGAGCUUAAUUCACAAUCAACUUCAUUAUAACUAGCUUAAUUCAUCAUCUCUCUGUAAACCUAUAUCCAUGCUCUAUUAUUAUUCACUAAUAGACAUGGAUCUAAGCUUCUCCCCAUCCCUAUUGCCUGGUUUACUACUUUGCACGUCAGUAACUCUCAUCUUUCUCUUCUGCUACUUUACAUUACGCAAACGCAGAUCCAGUAUACCAAACCUUCCUCCAGGAAAAGUAGGAUGGCCAAUAAUGGGAGAAACCCUGCAAUUCCUCCUGCUAGGCCGAAAGGGCCACCCGGAAAGGUUCAUCUGCGAAAGGAAAGAAAAGUACUCCUCGGACAUAUUCCGAACCUCUUUGUUCGGGGACAACAUGGUCUUUUUCUGUGGCCGAGCCGCGAACAAGUUCUUGUUUUCCAACGAGAACAAGUUGGUCGUGUUGUGGUUGCCCAACAGUUUUAACAGACUGUUUUUCUCCGACACCAGCACGUCCAUAGUGGAGAAAAUGAAGCCGUACAGGGAUUUGCUCUUAGGGUUUCUUAAGUUGGACGUGAUGAAGAAUUACAUACCCAUAAUGGAUCGCGUGGCGAAGAAGCAUAUAGAGAAGGAAUGGGAGCAGAAGGCCGGCGGAGAAGUGGUGGUUCAUGAGGUGGUGAAGAAGUAUCUCCUUCAGUUGGCAUGUCAGUUGUUGAUGGGAAUCGAUUAUCAUGAGCAUUUGGUUGGAUGUCCUGUUAGGUUAGCUGGUGUUAUGGCUGGGAUUCUGUCUGUUCCCAUAGAUUUUCCAGGGACAACAUUUAACAAGGCCAUAAAAGAUGCUGCAUUCCUUCGAAAAGAGACUCUGGCGAUCAUUACACAGAGAAAAACCAUGCUGCAGAAGGAAGAAAAUCCCACUGUCAGAGACUUAUUGUCCUACUUUCUUCUCACUCCAGAUGCGAAUGGCAAGUUCAUGAGUGAAGAAGACAUUUCUGAUAAGAUCCUGGGCCUGCUGAUCGCUGGGGAAACUGCGUCCACUGCGCUCACCUUCACUGUCAAAUAUUUAGCAGAACAUCCCCAUUUCUAUCAAGAGGUCUACAAAGAAGUAAUGGAGAUUGUGGAGUCCAAAGGGACAGGAGAGUUGCUAAAUUGGGAUGACGUUAACAAAAUGAGAUAUACCUGGAAUGUUGUAUGUGAAGCUAUGAGACUAGCACCCCCUGCUCAAAUAGGUUUCAAAGAAGCCUUAACUGAGUUCACUUUUGCUGGUUUUACAAUUCCCAAGGGAUGGAAGGCUUGCUGGAGUGCUCACUCGACUCACAAAGAUCCUAACUACUUUCCAAAUCCCGAGAUAUUCGAUCCCACUAGGUUUGAAGGAAAAGGAGUUGUGCCAUACACAUAUGUACCUUUUGGCGGAGGGCCUAGAAUAUGUCCAGGGAAAGACUAUGCUCGACUGGAGAUACUUGUGUUUAUCUAUAAUUUAGUGAAAAAGUUCCGAUGGAACAAAUUAAUACCAAAUGAGAGGAUAGUUUUUAGGCCAAAUCCGUGUCCUGAAAAUGGUCUUCCGAUUCGUCUCCAGCCUCAUGAAAGCACUAGCAUUUAGUAGCUCAAACGUUUUGAUCGAUAUACCAAGAUUGAUGUGGUCCUGUGUGUGAAACUAUGCAUAAGCUUCUCAUUCUUGAAUAAAGUUCGGUGUGCUUAAAUUGUUCCAGCA